UCUUCCUUGUUGUAGUGAAGAGGUCGUUCUUCAGUGGAAGAAGAUCAUUAAGGCCUUCUAACGGCACCUCAAUGGAUACACACGUUUUCAACAGGGCAUACAAAAAGGAAGUUAUUAUGUAAAGUCUUAUUUCACGAGUGUAGAACUAACAAGGAAGGUAAUCGCAAAUCCUGCUAAGCAGUUAUACAUAUACAAUAUUUUGUCUAUUUUGCAGAAACAUGAAUUACUGAAUUGGAUAGAUAAGAGGUUCAAUGGGUAACUCUCAUUCACAAUCAGUAUCUCGCUUUGCUCCUUCUCUUCUUCAUAACCAUGAAAACAACCAUAAGGAAGGAAAAAAGUUUAGUAGUAAAUUUGCUAGUCCUGAAAAUCGUGUCCUUCCUAUAGCAUCAAACCCACCUCAACGAUUACGCAGUACAGAUAAUGGCUGUAUUUUACAAAAUGGAGGUACCAUCAGCGGCAGGAAAGCUAAUCCAGUAUCAGAACCAGAAUUCGUCCAGGUUUUACAAAAAAAAUGUCAUUCUAUGCAAUCGACAUUGUACGGCCACCGAAAAUCUCAUAGUGAUCCUGAUAUAGUUCGCAUGAUGAUGAAUGAUUCAGAUGAGGAUGACUCAGACAUUGAUGGACGAUGUGAAGAAACUAUAAAUAAAAGAAGUAUAAUUGCAGUCAGUCCCAGUAAAGCUAAAAUUAAAUCAAGAAAAAAGAAAAGAGCACCUCAGCCUCCCCAGUCUAACACUUUACCUAGAACACUAAGUCGAAUUCCGGUUUCAUAUAAUAAUGAAAAUCCACGAACUAAUAAAUGUUGUCUUAUAGCUCACGACUAUGGUGAUACACCUAGGCGACCUUUACCUCCAAUUCCUCCUGAAGAAAUGCCUCCUCCUCCCCCACCACCACCUCCAGAUUAUAAUAAAGGAUCAGAUGAUGUGAUUGCACUUAAAACAGUUAGUAAAAAUUAUGAAAAGAAUAGGAGAACAGUUGAAAAAUGGAAAUUUAGGUCAAAUCAGGAAUCUGUAGAAAAACGGAAACGUUGUAAAUCUUUAGAUCGGGUAGAGGAACAAAGAAUUCGGGAAAAUGUUGAAAACAGGACUGACAGAUGCCAAAGAAAUAACAGUUUAAGAAACCUUACUUGUAGUGAAAGUAAUUUGUAUCCAUCGGGAGAGGACGAAAAACCUUUGAAUUUUGCAUUGAAAGACGCAAUUACUGAUGCUGCUAAAAAGCGAGCUGAAAGAAUCAAAAGGGAACAUAGAAACCAGUCAUUCAAACUAUCAAUGCAACAUUCUCAAGAUUCGAAGGAACGCUGUGAACCUCCCACAAAUAAACAUUUUCAUGGAUAUAGAAAUGACGUUCAACAAAUUCAUAGAAAUAGUAAUUCUAAACACGAAAGACAAAGCAGGAAUGAUAAAUUUGUAACAGACCAUCGUGAUGUACCUAAUUUGGCUCGAAAUUCAUCACUUCAUAAAAUUUCAUCAAUUACCAGAAAUGAUUACGAGUAUAAUAUAAGAAAUAAUGAUAUGGUCACACAAUUGGAACAAAAACAUUUUAGUCCUAGGUUACCAAAAGUUUCAGCACCUGACUAUGAAAUUCGACAAAAUAAAUGGGAACCAACUUUUUUGGAAUCAAAUACGCGAUUUAAUCCUGAAGGAGCAAUAUCUAGUUCCACACCUUCCGAGGAAGAACUGGAAAUAGAUCUUCAGCUUCGACCCACAUUGCCCAGAAGACCAGUAGAAAUCUCACGUUUUUCACCCACAGAUGUUUGGAAAUCCAUUAAUUUGGACUUUUUUAAAUCUCACCAACAAAGAUCCGAUGUUAGUAGUGAUGAUGCUGAUGACUUAUUAGAAGAAAAAAUAUGUCGUAUCAACAGGCCUGUAGCCCCAAGAAAAUUGAUACAUGAUAGAAGCGGAGAUUCUGGAAUUUCUCCGGAUGCAGGUAGUCCAAUGUUAAUUAAUGAAAGCUUGGAAACUCUCGUUAUGAAUAAUAUUCAGAUAUGUAAUGCAUCUCCUGAUGAGCAUAAUUCUAUGUGGGUACCUCAACAUGACUUGGCAGAUGAUAGUGAAUGUGGUAGUGAUAACUCACCAUCCGAUGAUAGAAAUAGACCAUCUAAAAAUAUACAAGCAAAAUUUUCGAUGCCAAAUCUUAUGUUUCCUUCUAGAUCUCUUCCAAGAACAGACCAAAGGAAUGUUUUUGAUGAAAUACUCUAUCCAGAAAAAGAAAAGAUUAAGAGUAAAGGCAGACGAAAGAAAAGUUGCAAAAAUUCAGAAGGGCAACAUUUUAAUAGUUUAAGAAAUCUCAAGAAAGCAUUGGGCUUAAGAACAAAAGCUCCAGUUGAAGAGAACAAAGGCUUAGAUUCUAACUGGUCAUUAAGUAGAAGUCUGCCUAAUUUCAUUAAUAAUCUUAAUGUUGAAAAGCCAGAAAAUGAAACAACAGAAAUGUAUAUACUUGAGCAUGUAAGGCGCAGCAAUUCUGAAUCAAAAGCCAGGCAACAAGAAAGGGAAACUAAUAAAUCACCACAUGGUAAUCCUGUCAUGAAUCCCGAAUGGAAAAAAUCCUUCCCUGGUCAAUCCUCUGAAGGACAUGUCAUUUAUUUACCAGAGUAUAAAUCGACUCCAUUAAAAAAGCAUUCAAUAGUAGAUGAUAUCUACGUCAAUACCGAUAGUGAAUUAGUAAUGAAGAAACCAAUUAAUAGGAAGAAAUAUUCAUAUCAAAGUACCGUUAAGCAAGAAGAAAAGAAAAAAUUGGAAGAAAAGUUGGCUCGAGAAGUUGAAGCUCGAGAAAGAAAAAGGCAGGAAGAAAUUGAGUGGAUGAACAAAGUUGAAGAAGAAUUUCGAAAGCAGAGAGACAAGGAAAAAGUGAAUAUUCGUCAUCAACUCAGAAUCCUUAGCCUUCAAGAAAAAUCACCAAAAAACUUGAAUCAUUUGUAUGAAAGAGAACUUCAUGAAAACGAUGUUGCAGAAUAUAUUGAGAGUGUGUGUAAAUUAUAUCCAAGUCCAGAAACACCACAUGAAGCACAACAUACAUAUAACGAUUUAAUUGCUGAAAGUAACUGGCAACAGCCAACAGGGAUGAAAAAAUGGCUGAAACGACAAAACAGAGAUUGUCCCACCAGACCAGAACCAGAAGGAGGUCGUUCAUCAAGUGAUGAUUGCAAACAAAUGGAUGGAAAAAAAAGUUCUGAUAGGAGACUCCAAAAUAAUAGCAAUUAUUACAAAAAUAGCAGAUGUAAAUGUGAACAUGGUAAUGAUUGCAGUAUUUGCGAAGGGAGCUUUAAGAGAAAAACACGUAAUUUUUCCAGAAAUGAACUCUCUGCUGACCCCAUAUAUAACCAAACUUCAAUAGUUCACUCAAGUAUCUCGAAACAAGAGGUUCAUUCUUGUCUUUCUCAUGAAAAUGGCGUAAAAAACAAUAGUUUAAUGCCAGAUUCAAAUAAGAGUCGAUUUACACCUGACUCUGUUGAAGAACAUGAACUACAUACAAGAUUGUGCAGAACAAACAGCGGGCGUACAUUUGAAUCUCACUCUUAUUAUGCAUUAGAGAGGCGAAAAGAUGAAAUACCUGAUUACGAUCCAUUUAAAAAAAUGAAUGGAGACAAAAAACCCAAUCUGUUUUCGACUUUGAAUUUUGAAAAAGAACUGAAAGAAAACGUUCGUAAAAAGACAAGAGAAUUCGAGAAAAGAACCAGAAAAUAUCAAUCUUGCGAUUACAACAGUGAUGAGAGUGGUAGUGAUGGUCAAGACCACCAGAGACAAUCCACAAGAAAUCAGAAAAGGAAAUCUGAAGAACCAUCUUUUACAAGGAAUCAUCCACACAGAAACGGUGGUCGGGGAAAACAACAAGUUAACAACCAUCAUGUUAAUGGAAGAUCCUCCAUUUAUAUUAAGAGCGGUGCCAUAUUACCUCAGCAAAGAAUUCUUAGUUGCUCUUGAAGAGGACUCAAAGUUCCAUCAAAAAGAUCGAAAGUGGAAGUUUUUAAAAGAAUUAAUAUAUUGAAAAUCUAUCUUUCUUUAUCUAUAUAUAUAUAUAUACAUACGUAAAAAUUUGGUUUCUUUUGAUUAGCUUUUUUGUCAAAUUGAAAUACACGAAUAUAAACUUUUUUUUUCAAAAAUUUUAUUAUUUUUUUAUUUUAUUUUAAUAAUAUUGAAAAAAUAAUGAUCCAAUUCAAAGGAACAUUUGCGAAUAUAUUAAUUAUAAAGACAAAUAUUUAAUACAAAAGUGCCUGAUUGUAACUUUUAGUGUAAGAUAGAUUUUUUCUUUUGAUUUAUAAUGUUAAAAUGAAAAUAUUUAUGAACAUUAUAUUGAUAUGAAUAUAAAAUGA
Molecule: messenger RNA, 4306 nt
Organism: Parasteatoda tepidariorum (common house spider)
Lineage: Eukaryota; Metazoa; Arthropoda; Arachnida; Araneae; Theridiidae
Source: RefSeq, a predicted model, not a curated record